Helianthus annuus (common sunflower) is the source of this 1260-nucleotide messenger RNA. RefSeq lists its product as uncharacterized. The transcript has 5 exons. The coding region runs from base 99 to 1127 and encodes 342 amino acids. NCBI's taxonomy places the organism in Eukaryota, Viridiplantae, Streptophyta, Magnoliopsida, Asterales, Asteraceae. The record is from RefSeq and is a predicted model, not a curated record.
UGUACUCUUUUUACUUCUCUCAUCUUCCAAAAUAUAUCACCUUUUUCACUUUCAAAUUCCCACACAAAAUAAUAUUAUUACUUUUUUCCUCCAUUAAAAUGGACCUCAAAACCUCCAACUAUCUUCAAGAGCCUACUUCAUUCUUCCAUUCUCAUGGGGGAGUAAGAGUGAGGAAGGAUCCUGACCCAAUGGGUAAAACAGAUGGAGCUCCAUCUACACUGGGUCGACCCGGUUUCAGCUUUACAGUCGGGUCAAGAAAGAGUGUCCCUUCGAAAUGGGAUGAUGCUGAAAAAUGGCUAAUUAAUGGUCAUGACUCACCUUCAAAUUUUAUGGUUAAACAAUGUGGUAUUAAUGGGCCUGUGAUUAAACCAUUUGAGUCCUCUGAUCUUGUUCUGAAAGAUAAAUUUACAAAUGAAGCAGAACCCAUUUUUAAAAAACUGAAAUGUUUGGGAACCAUGGAGGGGGUUCAGGAGGUCAAAAACCGAGACGCGGGGACAGAGAUGACUCCAGUCGAAAGCUCAACCACCACGCGAUGCCCAACGCCACUGAAAAGCUUGUCUCCACCGCGACACAACACCCCCGAAAGCAGGUUAUUACUGCAGGGAAUGGUGGACGAGAGUAACUCUCAACUGGAGUGUCAUUUAGCUAAUAAGCUGCAACAAUGGACACCGUUCGAUGCAGUGAAUUCCAACUGGAGCUCCAUGGAGGAAGAAGAAGCAGAAAUAUCGAAAAGUUUGAGACACUUUGAGAUCAACAACGGGUUUUUAGAAGGCAUUUCGGGGCCUAGACCUUCUGCUUGGGAAGAAAAGGAAAUGUCCGAACCCUGCGUGAGGUAUCAAAUAAAGGAAGCAAAAAUUCAAGCUUGGGUGAAUCUCCAAAAAGCCAAAGCAGAAGCUGAAUCAAAAAAGCUAGAGGUAAAGAUUCAGAAGAUGAGAUCGAAACACGAGGAAAAGAUGAUGAAAAAGAUGACAAUCGUUCACAGAAAAGCCGAGGAACUAAGAACCGCAGCCCAGCUCGACCACCUUGAAAUGAUAGCUAAAUCAAACAAGCCGACGGACCACCCCCGCCCAAGUGUGCAGUUUUCGGGCCACCACGGUUCAUGUGGUUGCUUGAUCAGUAACCGAUAAACCAAUUCCUUAAAUCCAACGGUUAACGUUGAUCCACACUUGCGUGUAUUUGAAGUUUUGACAAGAGUUAGUUCCUGUUAACCCAUGAACCAUAUUUUAACCAUAUUAUUAUUAUUAUUAUAAUUAUUACUCA